Messenger RNA from Asterias rubens (European starfish), 5217 nucleotides. RefSeq names its product ABC transporter B family member 1-like. The transcript is spliced from 14 exons. Gene Ontology annotation, molecular function: ATP binding; ATP hydrolysis activity; ABC-type oligopeptide transporter activity. The coding region runs from base 146 to 2536 and encodes 796 amino acids. Gene Ontology annotation, biological process: transmembrane transport. Gene Ontology annotation, cellular component: membrane. NCBI's taxonomy places the organism in Eukaryota, Metazoa, Echinodermata, Asteroidea, Forcipulatida, Asteriidae. The record is from RefSeq and is a predicted model, not a curated record.
GCAUGCAUUAUCAUGCUGCAAUGUCACUGUCGUCUUUCUGUGCUCUAUCUAUGAAUGAUCUUUCUAUCAUAUCAAAUCAAUUUUGUUUUUUUAGAGUUUGUGGUAGCAGUAACUGGGCGACUAAAGCUUUCAUUCUAGAUUCAACAUGGGGAAGACGUAUUACACCCUCCCCUUAAUUCGCUUCACCAACUUUGCAAGAUUGCUUGUGUUUCUUGAUGGAUGUGCUUCAUCUGCUCUGUGGCUUGCAGGCGGCCAUGACUCGUAUAUGGAAUCAAGUGUCACCCAAUGGAGCAUUACAAGUUCCACUUUUGAGCUGGCAUGCAUAGGCAUUGUAAAGAUGCUUUUUCUUUUCCAUGCGUUCUCAAAACUUGAAGAUCUAGCCCUGAUGAAGUUGAGUGAUCCGUACAAUCCAGACAUGAUCCAGAAAAAACGCUUAUUUCAUAUAGCCACGAUCCUUCUGUCAUUCGCUAGCUUGGCGUACACAGCAGUCAAAGGAGGUCUCGUGCUCAACUUGAUUCUGAACGACCCAGGGUAUAACUUAAUGCAUGUCACAUACAAUGCCCUAGUGAUCAGCGCAGGAGCCUUUUCUCUUAUUGAGCUGAUUGUGGCUAUAUUGUGUCCGAUGUUUCUGCGGAAACUGCAGGUGAUUCGGAUCAAGCAUGAACUCACUGAUGAAGAAGAAGAGAAGAUGAAGGUGAAAGAGAAUCCGGCCAGUCUUGGGAGGGUCUUGGGACUAGCCAAACCGGAAACGCUGUUGCUUUUUGUUGGUAUGCUCAGCUUGGUUCUAGCUAGUGCUGCAACAAUGGCUGCUCCUCUGUUCUUUGGAUAUGUCGUUGAUGCAGCAACAUAUAAAUCAAUGGAUGAUGUCAACCGCUCAGUACUGACCCUGUUCCUCAUCUCGGCUGGUGGAGCAGUAGCUUCCCUAAUACGCUCAUGGUGCUUCACCCUUGCUGGUUAUCGUGUCGUGUGUCGCAUUCGUCGGGAUCUCUUUGCUGCUAUCAUCAAGCAGGAGGUGGCAUUCUUCGACACUAAUAGGACGGGAGAGUUGACGAAUCGGUUGUCGUCGGACACCCAGGUCUUACAGAAUGCAGUCACGGUCAAUAUUUCCAUGUUGGUGCGAUACUUGUUUCAAAUCCUGGGUUCCAUCGUCAUCAUGUUCACACAGAGUGCUGCUUUGACUGGCGUCCUAUUAUCUGUGGUGCCUAUUGUAGCAAUAGGUGCUGUACAGUACGGAAAGUUCAUGAAGAACAUUCAGAAGAAUUUCCAGGAUGCGUUGGCUAGUGCAGGAGUGGCUGCUGAAGAGUCUAUCUCCAGCAUACGCACCGUAAGAUCCUUCUGUGGGGAGAGAAAGUCGCAGCAAUCCUAUGAUACAGAGAUUGAUAAGAGCUACAAGUUUGGCAAGUCGCUGUCCUUUGGAGUUGGUGUCUUCAAUGGACUGAUUGGUAUUGUAUCACAGGGAGCGAUUACUUUAGUGCUAUGGUAUGGAGGGAAGCUUGUCCAUCAGAAUGUAACUACAGGUGGAACACAGGGUAUCUCCGUUGGUAUUCUAACAGCUUUCAUGCUUUACACUCUCAACGUUGCCAUGGCAUUCGCCUUCUUAGCCGCUCUCUACGGAGACUUCAUGAAAGCUGUCGGGGCUUCGGUCAGAAUCUUUGACCUGAUCGACCGAGUACCGUUGGUCACAAAUGAAGGAGGGCAUGAACUGAUCGGUUUUAAUGGAGAACUGGAGUUCAAUGAUGUGUGUUUCACUUAUCCAUCUAGGCCAGAAAACCAAGUGCUGAAGGGUGUUACUUUUAACAUGAAGCCUGGUCAGAUGGUGGCGUUAGUCGGGCCCUCUGGUGGUGGCAAAUCAACAAUAGUUAAUCUAAUUGAGAGGUUCUAUUUACCAGACUCCGGUCAAGUAAAGCUUGGUGGUGUUGACUUAUGUGAGCUUGAUCCAUUGUGGUUCCGUGGUAAGAUGUCUAUGGUCAGCCAAGAGCCCUCACUCUUUGCUUGUUCAAUCAAAGAGAACAUUUCAUAUGGGAGAGAUACAACAGAUGAAGAGAUUUUCAAUGCAGCCAAGAUGGCCAACGCCCAUGAUUUUAUCAUGUCAUUUGAAGAAGGGUACGAGACGAUGGUUGGAGAGAGAGGGGUGCGUUUGUCCGGUGGACAGAAGCAGCGAGUUGCUAUUGCCAGAGCUCUCAUCAUGGAUCCUAAGAUUCUACUCCUAGAUGAGGCGACCAGUGCCCUUGAUGCAGAAAGUGAACAUUUGGUACAAGAGGCUAUUGAUCGUGCUAUGGUGGGCCGCACAGUCCUGAUCAUAGCGCAUAGGCUCUCCACUGUCAGAGAUGCAUCCCAGGUACUUGUCAUAAGCCAUGGUAAAAUAGCCGAGAAGGGUACCCACCAUGAGCUGGUAGAUAAAGGCGGUAUCUACAAGAAGCUUGUCCUAAGGCAGUUGAGUGCUGCAGCUGGUACAACUUCUGUCAACACCAAAACAGAUGACAUUUCUCUGCUUGAUGAGGGAGAGGAAGACAUUUUGAUCAGUGGAUUUGAUUAAAGGUAGAUUUGUUUAUGUCUAGUUGGUGUUCCUUUUUUCAGUUGCUGGUACAUUAUAGGAAAGCUCCAUUAAGGAAAAAGGUGGAACAAUAACGUCAUUUUUGCUGGCAACUCCCACCUGUUAUUUCCAUGUUAUCUGUUCAAAACAGUGGACUUAAUUGGAUCAUGCACAAACCAGUAGGGCUGUUGAAUGCCUUGGGCAGAUUAACUGCUCAUCAUAUUUAGGUUUAAGACCUAAGUAAUUCAAUGUAAACACAUCCACUCACUGAGAAGGAUGUGCAUACGUUCUGAGUCUUUUGCGGCCAAACUCGGAAAUUCUUAUUUGGAGCCUUCCCGUAAUGUAGACAAACAGAGUUGUUUGUACUUUUGAACGCCAAAAAUGUUGUUUUCAUGUCCUUUAAAAAGAUUAUUAACACAUUUCACCUCAUGUUACUAUUGUUUAGAGCACCUAAGUUCAAUUUAAUUGUUGCACAUUUUUUGGGUUAAAUAUACUAAUACAUUUUGAGUAUUACGGACUCCAUUUUUGCAGUUGCUUAUGGAGUUGAACAAUGAGUACUUUCAUGCAUAGUUGCUUUAGGGUCUUCGGUAUGAAAUGCGCUAGAAAGUUGAAUGGUUUGGAAUGAUUGGUCAAGUAACUGUUGGCAAAUGUUUAUGGAAAGUAGGGGCAUUUUAUAUUAAAUGAAGAAAAAUAUAUUUAAAUGUAUAUUGAUCCAUGUUUAAUAGAUCAUAGCAUGGAUCAGAAUAUUUGAUUUUAUACAUUCUGCCAUGAUCCUAUAAUGUAAUACUUUUCUGUGUAUUAUAUAUAGAUUGAUGUUUACAAUUCAAUAGGAAUUUUGUACUUUUCAUAGUGCAGUAUUUUAAUUCUAGAACUUAAGAAAUGUUAAAAUAAACUAGUAGAGUUAGAUAGACGGAUCAAUUACAGUGUGUGAUGAUACUAUUGUCUUUCAAAUCAUCAAAAAUAAAGUAUAUAUUUUUACGAGUGUUUUUUAAAUAAUUGCAAACAUUAAUAUCCAUAUGGAUGAGUAAAUAAAAUAAUAAACUUGGUGUUUUACCACUACCUAUAUAUCAGAUUUGUAGAGAUGGAAGAUGAGAAAAACAAUUGCGUUUGAUCAAAGCAGGCCUCUGUCUAGACUGGGUGCUAAUUUAAAACCCAGUCAAUGUGGAACUGGAACUAUAGCCACAUGAUAAAAUUGAUAACUUUAACUUGCUCAAAACAAAGUAACACCCUAUAACAAUAAUAUGUGUAACAUCUGAAAACAGCUUGCCGAGUAUCAAGCCUAUGUAGGUAAACUGACUAACAAGAUGUGUAUUUAAUUGUCUACGUAAUAGGUUUUGACUGUGAAGUAAAACAAACAAUAAACAUUAAAGCCAAAAGUAUGCCUAGGGUACGUUCAGACGUGGGGUUAAACUAGUCCUUAAUCUAAAAGUGCUAAACUAACCCUGCGUGGGAACGCAAUAUUCUGGUCCGCGAGGGUUAAUUUGACCCACUGAGCUGGGCUAAACUAAACCAAAAAAAUUAGUGGACUAGCCUAACCAUAGAGUUAACUUAGCCCAGGUUUUACGACCAACCCCCCGCUGCGAGGCCCAGUAAACCAUCGUUGGAACGCAUCUGAAACCACUCUAUAAUGCAGUCAAGUGAAACAGAUCAUGUUACGUCAUACAUUAAGUCUUUACGCUUCAUCUUCAGUGGGGUAUCUAUCAGGGCCAGACCCAAGCUAUGGUGAUGUGAGCGGCAGGGUUUUGGUUCGAAUCCCUACAUUCCGUUCAGUCUUUACUCUUUGCACAUAAUUUGUUGAAAUAAGCUAUCCCUUUAAUUAUCCAGUGGCAGCGGUUUGUUUAAGAGUCCCAGUAAGUAAACCCUUUGUGGUCAUUUAAAUCCUUGAACAUUUUGCAAACUGCGAAAUCAAUGGCGGAAGUGUACCAGGCCUACAAAGAAACAGGUAGAUAAACACAAUGUAUCCAGGUCUUCACAUCCUCCUAAAGUCAAAAGGACAGGAUGUAACAAGUUACACAAGUUCAACAAAUGAAAAGAUUUCACUUUUAUUCCUCAGUUUGCUUUGCUCUCCUUUUUUUCUACUUCACGUUUAGGCCUAUUUCUAAGUUUGCAGUAAAACAUUUCCUGUCAAUAUGUUGCUUUGUUGUGGUACACAGUUUGUGUUUUGAAAACCACAUUGGGUAUUAAAACCCUCAAGUGCGCAAGAAUCCAUUUGCCAAUGCUUGUUUCAAUAUACUAGUAAUAUAUUACGGACUAUUAACUAUUUGAUAGCCAACUUACAGUCUUCUAGAUGGUAUAGAUAUUGUAUUUUGACUACUCCAGGGUGGACAAAUGAGUAUUUGCACGGGUUGGGUCCCUACUUACUAAAUUAAAGAGUAUAAUCGGCGGUAUACUCUGUAUCUUUUACAGAGUAUACUCGUGUACGGGUGUGAGGGGAAUUCCCUGUGACAGCGGAUUAGUCUAUGUUGUGAAAAAUCCAGCGGGUAAACGAGCUUGCCCUGGCUACUCAAAUUAAAUUUAUGUUGCUCAAGCGUAUGCUCUUAAUACAGUUUGCAUUUCAUAGCUGUUCCUUUAAAAGGGCUGAUGUCAUUGUGAUUAAUGAUUUACAGGUUAAUAUUAGGUACAUGGUAACGUAUAUCAUUGACUAACAUGAUGGGCUACGAAUAAAAAAAUGGAAUAACCUGAAA